CUCUACAAUCUGUGACUCCCCUCAGCAUCAUGGCCGCUCCCAUAAAAUUAAAGAGUCCAUUCAUUAUGAUAUUUACGCGGUGAAUUGAGAGUAACAUUUAAUAACCAAUCCAUAAAUUUAUCAACAAUACACAUCAUCAUCUAAAAAUUAAUUGUAACAACAAUUCAAAUGAAAAUUAAUCAUUGUCAAAGUAUCCUUACUAAUUUAAAUAACUGAAAAAUAUAAAUAUAUAGAUUGUUAAUCAAUCAUCGCAUGAGUUAUAACAAUAAUAUCGCCGUUUGGUUUGUAACUUGACAGAUGCGAAGUGUACUAAUUAAUUUAAUUUUUAAAUUAUUAAGAAGAAUAAUUAAUAAAAGUGAAAGGAUAUGAGACAAUGAUGCCGAUAAAGGAUAAUCAAGAUGUGGCAUGUUUCCUUGUCACCAAACACUCAUGGAAGGGAAAAUACAAACGUAUUUUCUCAAUUGGAUCCAUGGGUAUCACGACAUAUAAUCCAAGUAAUUUAGAAGUUACAAACAAAUGGGAGUAUGCUGAUUUUAUAAAUGUACAACCUACCAAUAAAAGUCAACUUGGUUUACAUGAAUUUAGCAUCACAAUGCGUAAGGAACGUAAAGUUGAUACUAUGAAAUUUAGCUCGGAACAUAGAGCGCAUUUAUUAACUGAAGCACUUAAAUACCGUAAUCAGUUUGCUGAAAAACCUAAAGAGAUACUCAGAUAUCAAGCGUACAAACAUCAUUGGUCAGACACACGUUUGCCAGUUGUUUUAGAAGUAACACCAUACAGUCUAGACCAAUUAGAUCCAGCAACAAAUAUGUUACUCGCGAGUUACUAUUACAAGGAUAUUGAUGGAUUAGGUACAAUGAAAGAUUAUCAAGAUGGAUUCGUGAUAGUAAGCAGUGGUUUCGGACGAUUACAUUUAUUUUCAUCACAGCACAUUGAAGAGAUAAAACGUAAAAUUGUUGAUUUGGCUCACACUAAUUUAGGAUUAACCAUGACUGUAUUAAAAGAAAAAAUACCAAUGGACGAAUUUAUAAUGCAGCGUAUGGGUAGAUACAGUGGAGACGAACAUAUAACAAGUGUAUCUGAAUUUACAGUACAUAAAAUAUCAUCACGCCAUUCAGAUCCACAGCGUAGAACACUGUGUCUAUCGGAUACAUGUUUGUUGGAGAGAGAUCCACAGACUUAUAAUAUAUGUACACUGAGGCCGCUUUCAGAUAUUUUUGUUCUUGUACGUGACAACGCAAAUCCACAAUUGUUUACGAUACAAUAUCUCAAUGGACAAUUACGCAGUUACAUGGCUACUGAUCGAGAUUCAUUAUUAGCAUCUCUGUUGGACGGCGUUCGUGCAUCAGGAAAUAGAGAUGUUCAUGUUAAAAUGAAUGUGAUUGCACGUGGGAAACGUCUUGGUCCAUUAAAUUUACCAGUUGAUGAGGAAGUGGAAAUAUCACAUGUUAAAUUUUUACAACAACCACCUGGUGGACGGUUUUUUGCUGAAAUACUUGAACGGUUUAAUGCUAAUAUACCUUACAGUGGUCUUCAUUAUUCUGUUACACAAGACGGUAAGAAACCGCUCGAAUGGACUGUAACCACCGUGCAACUUGAGGUACAUCGGAUGAUGAAUGACUACUUACAGGGAUUAUUUACCGAGAAUAAAGAUAAAAUAAUACUCGGUGCUCUCAGCUCGUUGGUUAAUCGUGAUUUGGAUACAAACACUGAAGUCGAAGCGCAAUUUCAUGCUUUGAGACGAUUGGUAGCAAGCAAAGUUGGUUUUAUGGCUUUCACAACAUUACCAGGUUUUCGUGAAGCUAUUGGUAAUAAAGUUGUCAAAGCAUUAAAACGACAAGACUGUGGUGUUACACAAUCGGCUAUUGAUUGUAUCUGUGCAUUGAUGCAAGCGAUGCAUGAUGACUGUGAUUUAAGGCAGGAACAAUUAAACAAAAGUAGCCUGCUCAGUAGUAAUAAGUUUUUGGAAAGUCUUCUGGACAUGUGGAUAAAUCAUGUUAGUCAUGGGACAGGCGCGCUGGUAGUGUCUGCGAUGCUAGAUUUAUUAACAUUCGCACUGUGUGUACCCUACAGUGAAACAACUGACGGCAAACAUUUUGACAAUUUACUGGAGAUGGUUGCGUCCCGUGGACGGCCACUGUUUAAAUUAUUUCAGCAUCCAUCACUCGCUAUUGUUAAAGGCGCUGGACUUAUAAUGCGGGCUAUUAUUGAAGAAGGUGCACCGGAAGUUGCUGCUAAAAUGCAAGAACUUGCUCUAGCUGAAGGUGCAUUACCAAGGCAUUUAUUAAACAGUUUGUUUACUCUCGGUAGUGACGGCAGACUUUUAACUCACAGGCAGUUAUGCCGGCAUCUCGUUGGUCUUUGGGUUACUGGUCAUCCCACAGCUAUGGGACUAUUGAAACGUAUCUUGCCAAGUGGUCUAUUGACGUAUUUAGACUCACAAGAAAAAGUACCCGAUUCAUUUCUUGAAGAGGAGCGACUGAAUAAUCGUGAUAAUUUAAAAAUGGCUAUUGAUCAUGCAUCAAAAAAUAAACGUGGCGCACAAUGGAUUGCAAUGGAACGUCAUAUGCGUGUUAUUGAAAAGCAUGUAGAAAAUGCGUUACAGCAUUGGGGUGCCCGUGUUGGUAUUGAACGCCGUGAAAAAAUAAAAGAACGUCCAAUAGUAUUGAGAAAACGUCGGGAGAGAAUUAAAUCAGAGGCUAAUUGGAAAUUAUUUUAUUAUAAAUUUAAUCAAGAUCAUGCAUUACCAAAUCUUAUAUGGAAUCAUAAAACGCGGGAAGAAUUACGGACGGCAUUAGAAAAUGAAAUACGUGCAUUUACUUCUGAUAAAGAUUUAUCUGGUGGUACAUUGAUAGCAUGGAAUCACCGUGAAUUUGAAGUACAGUAUUUAUGUUUAUCUGAUGAAGUUAAAAUUGGUGAUUAUUAUUUGAGAUUAUUAUUAGAAAAAGAUUGUCCAGAUAGUCCAAUAAGAAAGUCGUAUGAAUUUUUUAAUGAUUUGUAUCAUAGAUUUUUAUUAACAACAAAAGUUGAAAUGAAGUGCCUUUGCUUGCAAGCAAUGACUAUUGUCUAUGGGCGUUAUUAUGAAGACAUUGGUCCAUUUUCCGAUACAAAAUACAUUGUAGGUAUGUUAGAACGAUGUACAGAUCGUACUGAACGUGAUCGUCUGGUAAUGUUUAUACAUAAAUUAAUAUUACAUCGUAAAAAUGUAAAAGAUAUUAUGGAUCAAAACGGUGUACGUGCACUUGUUGAUUUAUUAACACUCGCUCACUUACAUACGUCACGUGCGAUGGUCCCCACACAGACUAAUGUAAUAGAAGCAGGUCCUGAACAGGAGCGAGUGUUGGAAAAAGAGUGGUAUUACAAUGACGGAGAUCGUCGAGCCGGUCCAGUUAGUCUUAAAGAAUUAAAAGAACUCUAUACAACAAAUAAACUAACGCAUAAAACAAAAGUAUGGGCACAGGGUUUAGAUGGCUGGCGUAUUAUUUCACAAGUACCUCAAUUAAAGUGGACGUUAGUUGCCAAAGGAACGCCAGUUGUAAAUGAAAGUGAAUUAGCAACUUUAGUAUUAAAUAUUUUGAUACAAAUGUGUGAGUAUUUUCCCAGUCGUGAUUCAGAUAAUGCUGUCAUACGUCCAUUACCACGUGUUAAAAGAUUAUUGUCAGAUUUGCAGUGUUUACCGCACGUUGUACAAUUACUGCUGACAUUUGAUCCUGUUUUAGUUGAACGUGUCGCAACAUUACUGUGCGAAAUAAUGAAAGACAAUCCAGAUGUAUCGAAAAUAUAUUUAAGUGGGGUAUUUUAUUUUAUAUUAAUGUAUACUGGUUCAAAUGUCUUACCGAUAGCAAGAUUUUUACAGCUAACUCAUACUAAACAGGCAUUUCGUGGUGAUGAUACAGCGCAACCAUCAGAUAUUAUGCAGCGCAGUAUUUUAGGACAAUUACUACCCGAUGCAAUGGUCAGUUAUCUUGAAAAUCAUGGCGCUGAAAAAUUCGCCCAAAUAUUUCUAGGUGAUUUUGAUACACCUGAAGCAAUAUGGAAUGCUGAAAUGCGUCGUACAUUAAUCGAAAAAGUAGCAGCUCAUAUUGCUGAUUUUUCACCUCGGUUACGAAGUCAUACUAUGAGCCGUUAUCAGUACAUAGCAAUACCGGCAGUGCGUUAUCCGCAAUUAGAGAAAGAAUUAUUUUGUCAAAUAUUCUACCUACGGCAUUUGUGUGACACUGUUAGAUUUCCAAAUUGGCCUAUACCUGAUCCCGUACAUCUACUAAAAGACGUAUUGGAUGCGUGGAAAAAAGAGGUAGAAAAAAAACCACCGAUAAUGACAGUAGAUGAGGCAUACAAAGUUCUAGGUCUUCCAAGCGGUCGUCAACACAAUGAAGCUGAUGUAAGAAAAUCUUAUUACAAAUUAGCCCAACGUUAUCAUCCAGACAAAAAUCCUGAUGGACGUGAUAAAUUUGAAGCUGUCAACCAAGCGUAUGAAUUUUUGUGCAGUCGCAGUUGUUGGACAACUGAUGGUCCAAAUCCUGAUAACAUUGUCCUAAUUUUACGCACACAAAGUAUAUUAUUCCACCGUUAUACUGACGAGUUGCGUCCAUACAAGUACGCGGGUUAUCCGCAGUUAAUAAAGACAAUCAAACUGGAAACAGAGGACGAAAGAUUAUUUUCAAAAUCAGCCCCGCUUUUGUCAGCAGCAAGCGAACUGGCUUAUCAUACAGUACAUUGCUCGGCAUUAAAUGCUGAAGAGUUGAGACGUGAAGGUGGUUUAGAUGUUUUACUAGAUGCUUACACACGUUGCGUCAGUGUACUGAACAAUUCAAGUAAACCUGAUGAUGUCGCUGUACAAGUUUGCACGCAUAUUACUAAAUGUUUUGCUGUCGCCGGUAGAUUCCGGGGAUGUCGUGAUAAAAUUGUUGAAUUACCGCAGCUCAUUAAAGAUUUAUGUAGAAUAUUAUACUUUAAACACUUGACAAAAUUGUGUUCCGUCGCGACCGAGUGUGUGUCAUCUCUUGCGACGGAUAGUAUUCUCCAGAUGCAAUUAUUGCAGUCAGGAGCACUCUGGCAUUUACUUUUGUUUAUGUUUAAUUAUGAUUACACUUUAGAGGAGGGUGGAGUUGAACGUAAUCAAGACGAAAAUCGACAAGAAGUUGCUAAUAAUUUAGCUAAGUUGGCAAUAAAAGCUUGCGCGAGACUUGGCGGGUACAUGACUGGUGAUAAUGCGACACCGGUUAAUCCGGUAACUGUUGCCGCUUUAGAGACUCUAUUGACUCCUUAUCUAUCGCGACAGCUGUCCAAAGAUAAACCUGAAAAUAUAUUGAAGACACUCAACUCAAACUGUUCAAAUCCGUACCUCAUAUGGGACAAUGGAACUCGUGCCGAGUUGAAUGAAUACCUCGAGAGUAAACGUCAGGAAAAACUCAAUGGAAAUGACAGCCUUGAACAUGAUUUUAGUAAUUUUAAGUACAGUGCACACAACAAUGAAUUAAUAAUUGGUGAAAUAUUUGUUAAAGUUUACAAUGAACAGCCAACGUUUCCUAUUGAAAAUCCAAAAAGUUUCACUAUUGAUUUACUUAAUUUCAUUUUAAAAUCAUCAGAUCAUAUUUGUUCAUUAAAUAAUAGCGUAACGUUGUCUAAAAAAGAUCAAGAUAAAUUAAAAAAUGUCGUAAUGGCACUUGAAGCUUUAAAAAAUGUUAUAAAAAAUAAUCCGGGAAUUGAAAUUCAAUGUAUCGGUCAUUUUAAUUUAUUAUUUACAUUAUUAAGUUGUAAUAAUUUCAAACCAAUUCAACGCGGCGCACUUGAAGUUAUUAAUAAUGUUACUAAAAAUCACGAGUGUGUAAAUGAUAUUGCUGCUAAUGAAGUUGUUGUUCAUUUACUAUUGGCAUUAAAUACACUAAAAGAAUGUCAAUUAUUAACACUAGAAACUCUUUAUGCGCUAAUGAGUACAACCAAAAUAGUCAAAGACGCAUUAGCCAAAGGUGCUGUGAUUUAUAUACUGGACUUAUUUUGUAACUCGCCAAAUUUACAAAUACGUGAAACAGCUGCUGAAUUAUUGGCUAAAAUGUCAUCAGAUAAAUUGGCUGGUCCUAAAGUUAAACUUGAUUUGUCAAAGUUUUUACCAAAACUGUUUGGCGAAGCAAUACGAGAUGCACCUAAACAAUGUGUACAUAUGUUUGAAACAAAACAUGAAAAUCCUGAAUUAGUUUGGGAUGAUGAUUCUAAAAUACGUGUAUCAAGAAUUAUUGGUGAAUUAAAAGAUGAGUAUUAUUCAUUACAAAAACGUAGUCCGAAUGCAGUAUUAAAAUUGCCAGAAACCCAAAAUAAUUUUGAUACUGCGACAAAUGAACCGGUUGUCGGUGGUGUUUACUUGAGAUUAUUUAUUGCAAGUCCUGCAUGGGCACUUAGAAAACCUAAAGAGUUUAUGAGUGACUUGAUGGACUGUAUUUUAUCCUUGAUGGCGAGAGAUACUGUAGAUACGGAUAUGUUAGAAUUAAGUACGCAAGCAUUGGUGUGUUUAUUGCAAGCCCAACCAGCUUUGGCGGAUCAAGUACCCUCGUUGGGACAUAUACCAAGAUUGUGUCGGCAAAUGUCUGUACGUAAUAGCCAACCACCGGUUUAUAAAUCAGCAAUACUUAUUUUACAUCAAUUGGCUACUAGUGAAAUUUGUAUUAAUUCUAUUUGCCAAACGGAUUGUAUUAGUCCUUUGAAGCUCGCUAUGCAGUCACGUAGAGAUAUGAUCGCUGUUGCUUGUGAAACAUUAAAUAGACUUUUUUCUACGAAUGAAGAUCGUCUUAUUAAACAGGCACUUGAAGCUGAAAUGGUACCUUAUUUAUUAAAUAUACUUGAAGGACGUCUUGAUUUAAUUGAAAAUCCAGCAAUGACUAAAGCCCAAAUAGUUAAAGCGUUGAAAGCUAUGACGCGAAGUAUAUUACUUGGAGAAAGAGUUAAUUCGAUAUUAGAAAAAUCAUCUGUUUGGGCGGAAUAUAAAGACCAAAAGCAUGAUUUAUUUAUAUCAAAUACACCAACUGUUGGUUAUUUAACCGCAGGAAUGCCAGUGUCAGCAGGAUAUCUGACAGCUGGUCCAAGUGCUCCAAUCCCUAGUGCACCACCACCAGUCAAUAGAGAAGAUCGUGUGAACAAUAGACACGAUCAUAUUUGAUACAAUUAAUUAUAAUAUAAAUAAUAAUAAUGAUAAUACUAACAAUAACAAUAAAUGUCCAAAGUGGUAGCAGCAAUCUCAAGCUCAAUACAUCUGAAUAUUCGUCGUUCUCAGCUGAACAACUACAUUUAACGGUUUGUCUGUGAUUUUCUAUUAUGAUUCCAUUUUUAAAAUUAAAAGAAAAAAUAGUUUGCUUUGCUUCGAGACAAUUUCAAUGGGAUUUUAUUGAAUGAUUUUUUUUUCGUCAUAAUCUGCGCAAUAGAAUUGAAAUUUAAGUAAGUAAAUUAAUUGAUAACUACUAAUAUUUAGAUUUUUAAAAGUAUCUAAAGUAGAUUUUUUAACGCGAUAAAAUUAUAUUUACUAAUACUUUUAAAUAAUAAAUAUUAAGGCUUAUUUAUAAUUAAAAUAAUUAAUUUUUAAAAUUAAUAUUACAUUUUUUUCUGUACUAUAUUUUUUAAAAUAAAUGUUGAAAAUUUUUAUUUUAGUUUUAUUGAUAAAAAAAGUAUUGAUUUAAAUAGUAUUGAUUAAAUUUAUAAAUUAGAACAAAAUAUCUGGGUUCAGUUUAAAAAUUAAUUUUUUUGAAUUAUAAAAGGCCAUGUUUAAUUGUCGUACUUAUUAUUUAAAUAUAUUUUAUUUUAUUUCCGGAAGUCUCGCCUGCUGAAUGAAUGAUAUUUUUUUUUUAAUCACUUAUGAUAAUAAUCUUUUGACAAAAGUUCGUAUUUUAUAUUUUCAUAAAUUUAUGACAUCGAUAAAGGAGAUAUUCUUUUUUCACGUCCAUUUUUUUUUUUUUUUUGAUAGAUACCAUUAUAAAAAUUUAUAUUUUUAAAAUAAUUUUAUUGACAUUUAAAAAAACAAAGUAAAGCUAAAUAUUAAAUGACGCAUUUUCGACUUCAAAA
Microplitis mediator is the source of this 8046-nucleotide messenger RNA. RefSeq names its product dnaJ homolog subfamily C member 13 (gene Rme-8). NCBI's taxonomy places the organism in Eukaryota, Metazoa, Arthropoda, Insecta, Hymenoptera, Braconidae. Gene Ontology annotation, biological process: receptor-mediated endocytosis; endosome organization; regulation of early endosome to late endosome transport. Gene Ontology annotation, cellular component: endosome membrane. The record is from RefSeq and is a predicted model, not a curated record. Bases 374 to 7150 code for a protein of 2258 amino acids. The transcript has 8 exons.